Messenger RNA from Paramecium tetraurelia, 1638 nucleotides. RefSeq lists its product as uncharacterized. The transcript has 3 exons. Gene Ontology annotation, cellular component: nucleus. Gene Ontology annotation, molecular function: DNA-binding transcription factor activity, RNA polymerase II-specific; RNA polymerase II cis-regulatory region sequence-specific DNA binding. NCBI's taxonomy places the organism in Eukaryota, Ciliophora, Oligohymenophorea, Peniculida, Parameciidae. Gene Ontology annotation, biological process: regulation of DNA-templated transcription. The record is from RefSeq and is a predicted model, not a curated record.
AUGAUGGAUGAUUUCUUCACUAAAUUUAAAGAUUUUUUCGAUAAAGUUAAAGACAUUACCAAUGUGAGAUUCACGUAUAUGAAAGAGCUGUAUAAUCUUGGCUUAGAAUAAUUUCCGAAUAACUAUGAAAUUCUGAACAUCCAAAAGAACAACCAAGCAAGUAUCCAGUAAGGUGCUAGCAAAUUCAAGAAGAACUGGACUGACGACGACAAAAAAGUGUUAAUUUGGUUGGUUGGAAAGUACUUGGCCCUUCACAAACGAGAUUUUAAACAGAUUAGUGAAUCUGAUUGGAUCAACAUAUCUUCCAUGAUGCAGCGGAGAGAGCCCUUUCACUGCAAAUAGAAGUGGCUGCAAAUGUUGAGACUACCUUUAUAGUAGGCUCCAUGGACCAGACAAGAAGAUGAUGCACUUCUAUUAAUUAUUCAAGAAUAUUAGAAAUUAAAUAAAGGCAACAAAUGGAGUCAGAUAGCCAUGGCUCUCAACAAACGAACGGAUUCAAGUGUCCAUCGAAAUGGGAAACAGUGCAGGGAAAGAUGGAACAAUCAUUUAAAUCCAACUAUUAAUAGAAAACCAUGGUAAUUAUCUGAAGAUUUGGAGCUUAUGAAAUUGGCCAUUUAAAAUGGAAAAAAAUGGGCAUAAAUUUCAAAAUAGCUAAAACUGUAAAGAAGCGAAAAUAAUGUAAAAAAUCGCUUUAAUUGUCUCAUGAGAAAAGAAAAAAACAAUAAAGUUUAAACGCAAUCCAAUUAAGAGAGCAAUAAUGAAGCAUAAGAUUCUUUUUUAUCUGAGCCUUCCGUUGAAGAAUUGAGUUUAGAAGAACAAAGAUGCAUUAAUGCAAUAAUCAAAAAAAUAGAAUGGAGAAUGAAACAAGACGGCGACGAUCCUUAUGAUGUCAAAUAAGAGGAUUUCGACUAACAGUCAAAGAAGAUUACUUCAACUCGUUAACCGAAACAUAUAAAGCAGUCACAACAAUUAGAAGAACCAUUAAAAAAUAAUGAUGAAAUCCUUAUUCAAAAUAAGGACAAUCACAGCUAAAGUGAUGAGAAUGUCGACAAUAACAAACCAUAAGAUAAUGCAAAUAAUAAAUAAUAGUAAAAUACCUUGCCACUAUAAAUUAUGGAUUUCACUUAAAUCUCAUCAGAAGAGUCUCUCUAACUUUAAACUUGCUUGGUUAAUAAGGAGAAAAAUAAAAUCUAUUUUGUCAACUCAGAACAAGUUAAUUAAUUCUUCAAAAAAAUGCAAUUAGCUAAUUUGAAUAAAGAUGCUGCAGUGAACUAAGGGUUGUAUGGACUAUUAAGCAAUACUAGUCUACCUAGUUACAAUAAUCUACUAAGCAACAUGCUGUUAAAUUAAAAUCUUGAAGAUCCCUUAUAAUAAUAAAAUUAAAUAUCCUUACCAGAGAAUCAACCUAGUAUAGGUUCUUACUUCCCAUUUUUCCCAUUCAAUAAUUAUUAAUCAUAGUAUUAAGGAGCCUCUUAAAGUGUCAAUCCAAGGUCAGUCUUGAAUUUUCCACCAAAUUUGAAUACUCAUAAUUAUUAGUAAGUUCCUAAUUAUCUUCCAGGAUACAAUUAUCACCUUGCUUGCUAUCCUUAAUAAUCAUUUAAUCAACACUUGUAAAAUAGUGAUAAAACAUAAGGAUGA